This is a messenger RNA of Mizuhopecten yessoensis (Yesso scallop), 1576 nucleotides long. RefSeq names its product phospholipase A2 Scol/Pla-like. The transcript has 4 exons. Bases 6 to 452 code for a protein of 148 amino acids. Gene Ontology annotation, biological process: phospholipid metabolic process; arachidonate secretion; lipid catabolic process. Gene Ontology annotation, molecular function: calcium ion binding; A2-type glycerophospholipase activity. Lineage: Eukaryota; Metazoa; Mollusca; Bivalvia; Pectinida; Pectinidae. The record is from RefSeq and is a predicted model, not a curated record.
AGAAAAUGAGGGCGUUCUCUGAAGUCUUCACUGCUGUGUUAUUACUUGGACUGGUGACCGCUAACGAAGGUCCAACCCGACACCUCCGUAGCCGCCGGGCUGCUGGUGACCUAUGUAGGAUGGCCAAAAUGGAAAUUAGUAACGAAUUUUCCUGUGUUAGGAUCCUCUUUUACGGUAACAACUGUGGACCCUUCAGGGGAAAUAAGCCUCCUAUUGAUCCCAUAGACCAGUGCUGUGAUGUGCAUGAUAGAUGUCUGCAUUACUACAAGACAAUGUGCGAUGUCCCUCGAUUAAAACUGUAUUUCAUGAAAUAUAAUUGGGGCAUUUCACCCCAUGACGGACGCCCAUUUUGUCCUCAAGGAGGUCAUCCCUGUGAUAGCAUGUGCUGUCAGUGUGACUUGGAGGUCGUCAGAUGCAUAGGACAUUCAUUACACGCUAUGUCUAUGAUGUGAUCCCGGUUUCUGGGAUGUUGAUUUCAUUUCCUAAUCGUACCUUCAAAGACAACUUGGAUUCUUUAUGUGAUUGAAGCUUUCAUUUCAUUGGCGUGCAUUCCAUAUGCGAUUUCAGCUUACAAGGACAUGUAUUCCAUAUGUGAUUGCAGCUUGCAAUGAAUUGCAUUCCAUUUGUGAUUUCAGCUUACAAUGACAUGCAUUAAAUAGGUUAUUUAAGCUUACAAGGACAUGCAUUCCAUAUGUGAUUUCAGCUACAAGGAUAUGUAUUCCAUAUAUGAUUUCAGAUUACAAGGAUAUGUAUUCCAUAUAUGAUUCCAGCUUAAAGGGACAUGUAUCCAUAUGUGAUUUCAGCUUAUAAUAACAUGCAUUACAUAGGUUAUUUAAGCUUACAAGGAUAUGCAUUCUAUAUGUGAUUUAAGCUUUAAGGGACAUGCAUACCAUUCGUGAUUUCAGCUUACAAUAACAUGCAUUACAUAGGUUAUUUCAGCUUAUAAAGUCAUGUGUUCUAUAUAUGAUUUCGGCUUACAAGCAUAUGUAUUCCAUAUAUGAUUUCGGCUUACAAGGACAUGCAUUACAUCUUUGAUUUCGGCUCACAAGGACAUAGAGUCAAUAGCUAAUCUAGGCUUUUAAGGAUAUACAAUCUUUGCGUAAUUGAUCCUUAUAUGUAAUCCAAGUUCCCUUCAGUGACGUACGCGUACACUAUUGAUGUUAUCCCCGCUUUAAGGAAUGGGACAUUCUUUUCUUUCAGUGUCUUCUGUAUACAUGUACCAAUCUGUCCCAACAACCAUGUUAUCUUUAUUCGACACCGGAAGUCGUUAUUUAUUUAUCUGUGGAUGGUCAUUUAAGGUAUUCUCGGAUUUAGGAUAAUUUAAUUCAUGGAUAUCAAAUGAAGAUAUUCUGGCAAAUAGUUAUUAUAACUAUUAUAUGUUACCGGAAGUGAUGUAAUAAUGAGAUAUUAGGAAUUGGCGUUUCUGGAUGAGUUGAAAAUUUUGGAACAUAAAUAUGUAUUCCUUUAAAAAUGGCAUGAGUUAUUUUUACGAAUAUAAAAACACAUGAGUACUCACAUUUUUGUUGUAAAAAAUCUGUAUACUUUUUUUGAGGAUUUUAUUAAAUGUUGAUGUAAA